Messenger RNA from Trematomus bernacchii (emerald rockcod), 4688 nucleotides. RefSeq names its product family with sequence similarity 78 member Ab (gene fam78ab). The coding region runs from base 1297 to 2148 and encodes 283 amino acids. Lineage: Eukaryota; Metazoa; Chordata; Actinopteri; Perciformes; Nototheniidae. The transcript is spliced from 2 exons. The record is from RefSeq and is a predicted model, not a curated record.
CGACUACAUUUCCCAGCAUGCCUGGAGCUCAUACAGGAAGUGUCGGAUGGUACUUAUAAAGCCGCUUUCAAGGCAGCUGAAAUAGACCAAUGCGAAGCGGGGUGAACCUGCCGUGGCAGCGAUGGGACGAGCACGGAGAAAUGACAGCUUGUGCAGGAAUUUAGGCUGAACCGCAUCCCAGCGCAGGCGGACGGACAGGACAGAACUGCCGGCUCGGUCGAACUAUGUGACAGCUGGAGGUUCUUCGUUCUGAGGCGUUAUGUUUUAUUUAUUUUUAAAUCUAGGUAUGGAUUCUGUGAAACGGGUGCUAAAGUUGACCCGGCGCUGUCCUUUGGAUGUUGCGGUGCUCCGGCUGAAACUCGGCUAGAUUUGAACGCUUGUGGAAAUGAUCCCUCUCUCCCGGCGGGACGGGGACGUUAUUUGCAGCUGUAGGGGAGAAAUAACGGGAGCGGCUGUGAAGGGGAUAACGGAAUUACCUCUCUGACCGAAGAACUGUGAGCCGCCGAUCACCCUGAAGCUGUCCAGGAUUUCACCAGGCUGAUGACACUGGAGACUUUCCAGUCAAUUGUUUUAUAGGUAGACUUCUUUUUGCAUGUUGUUUUUUGUCCGCAAAACCCCACAAUUCAUGCAAUUGCACUGCAUGGGCCGUUAAUCCGCACAUGUAUAAACACGUUCAGGAUAACGCUCUAAAUUUCACUUUUUAUUGUGAGGAAUUAUGUUUUUGCGGAUUAAAUGGAGAUAAAGCUGCUCCAUAUAAUGUGAAAUUCACCUUUGGGCAUCAUUUUUAUUAUAAUUCUGGACAUAUAGCAUUCACUCAAAUAUAAUCGUGUAAUUACAAAAAUGAUUACACAAAAGAGAAUCUGACGCCAAGAUGUAACAUUAGUAGUUUUAGUUAAUUAUUUAGCUCAUAAUUACCCGAGUCUUUUACGUGCACCUUUCCAAUGGAUGCAUGUUGCCAAAAGGUCAAGUCCUUUUGUGAAAAAUCGCUUAUGAAGCAAUGACUUUUAACUAGACAGCAUGAACACAUCUGUGCACGCAUAAAGGAAAGUUUCUGUUUCUGCACUUGUUUGAUGAAGUUGCGUUUACGCACCGGAAAGCAUGUGCUCUACAAAUAUGAAGAUGUUCCAGGCCCGUCUUCUUCUUCUUUUUUGAAAGAAGGUUUGAAUCAAAAAUGUGCACAGAUGCAUGGCUUUUUUUUCACGAGACAGCCUGCUAUAGAUAAACGCUUUUUAAUCUGAUAAACCUUUUUGGAAAACAUGAUGUGGAUCCACCUGUGGUGAUUUUCUUGCUGUUUCCAUGCGUAUUUCUUCUUCUCCAGACCUCUGGACGUUGUUGUGGAUUGUGUUGCUAUUUAAUGCAAUGGGCUGUAUCCAGAGUAUCAGGUGUAAGCCCAAGAGUUUCCGAGACAGUAUCACCGUCCUGGAGGUGAACACUUCCAUCGACCCCAACCCCACCAGCAUCGACGAGUCAUCCAGCGUGGUCCUGCGCUACCGGACACCACACUUCCGAGCACUUGCUCGGGUCCUAGUGCCGCCAGUAGCCGGUAAAGAGACAUGGACCAUCGGCUGGAUCCAAGCCUGUAACCACAUGGAGUUCUACAAUACGUAUGGAAACAAAGGGAUGUCAAGUUGGGAGCUCCCCGACCUGCGAGAUGGCAAAAUCCAGGCUAUCAGCGACUCGGAUGGGGUGAACUACCCGUGGUACGGCAACACCACGGAGACCUGCACUGUGGUGGGCCCCACCAAGAACGCCAUCAAGUUCACUGUUAGUAUGAAUGACAAUUUCUACCCCAGCGUGACCUGGGGUGUGCCCGUCAGCGACAGCAACGUGCCUCAGCUCACCAGCAUCCGCCGCGACCAGAGCUUCACCACCUGGCUUGUGGCCAUUAACCAGGCCACCUCAGAGACCCUCGUCCUGCAGACAAUCCGCUGGAGGAUGCGGCUUCACAUCCGAGUGGACCCGGAGAAGCCUCUGGGUCACAGGGCUGCUCUGAACGAGCCCGUGACCCAGGAACAGCCUCAAAUCCUGGGCAAGAAUGAGCCCAUCCUCUCCAACGCCAUGGUCAAGCCCAACGCCAACGACGCCCAGGUGCUGAUGUGGCGGCCAAAGAAUGGUAACCCCGUGGUGGUCAUCCCACCCAAAUACUGACCUGUUUCACUGACCAGACUGGCCUUGGAUACCUUAACAGUAUCAUCUCUUAUUUUUCUUUUGUUCCUGCUCGUCACCAGCUCUCACUGCUUUAACCCCUCCGCUCAUUUUUGCCUCUUUGUUUAAAAAAAGACUGAACGAGAGAGAAAAAAAGGCAAAUAAAACCAGCUCUGUGAAAAAGACCAGCUGUUGCUCUGAGGUGGGGGCUUUUGAAACUGGAGCGAACAAACUGCAACCAUUCUACCUUCAAACUGGGUCGGGAUCGCACUGUGCUAAAUGAAACUGUGCAAAAAUGAAAAACAAGAGGAUUUCUUUGUUUUUUAUUUCAGUUUUAUAUGUUGUGAUAUGAGGUUUGUGAGUGUGGGUUAAGUAUUUACAUGUCCAUGUCUGCGCACAUGAUACAUACAUGGACAUGCACAAACCUUGUGUAUGAAUACCAGUUGUGUUUAUAUUUAUAGACUGGGAGAGAGUGCAUUUUAUUUUUGUUUAUUGUUGCAUUUGGUGACAUAGUAGAUUUUCAGUUUUCUUUUUUAAAACAUGCGAGACAUUCAAUCCAUGCUGCCUUAAGUUUACAUCGCUUUCUACUGCAAACUUUUUAGCCUUAAACAAAGUGCAAUGCAGUAUUUUGUCCCAUCUCUACCAGACAGUUGGUGCUGGCAUAUGUGGAUUUAGGAACAAUACCAUAGAAGAAGAUCCUAGUUCCAAGUAUUUUAUGUUCAGUUGCAUUUGCCUGACAAAUGUAUUGUCUCAUGAGUUCAACCAGCAUUACGGUACACACAGUUAUACAACCCAGCUAACUGGUUGUGUUUCAAGUGCAUUAUGCAACGGAAGAGCUGUUCUGUACUGGAACAGAGAACACCAGUAAAGCCAACGCUCGUCAAUAGCACUCAACACAGUAACGUGCAAUAGCAACUUGAACAAAAAGUACUCAAAAGCACACCUCAGUUAACCUCACUUCAUUAACAUUAUUCUUUUUAUAGGCCGUUGUAGCAUUUAACAUCAGACACAACUCUUCCUUUCUCUUUAUCACUCCAUCUCAGGGCCUCUUUUUCACUUCCUUUCCUUCUCUUGAUUCAUCCAUCCGGUCUGGCCUACUCUCUAGCCACAGUGAGUAACAGAGUGUUAGCAAAGCACACAUUAAACAAUCAAUACCGUGAUAAUUUAGCAGCCACAGACAAGGAAAACAACUGGAGACUUAAAACACUGAGAAUUAAAACAGCGGGAUGUCUGCCAUGUUGUCAAUCUCGACAAUCAAAUUAAGUUUUUUUUUGUAUUGUUGCCUUCCUUUAAACACCCCCUUUAUUUCCGUAAUACUAAGCAUGUCUCUCAUGUUGGUUCCUCAAUCAUCUGUAAUCUUCAUCUAUAUAAGAGUUCCUCCUCCCCCCUUCCCUACCCCCUUCUUUCUCUCAAACGUUGUUGAGGCUGAAAAGCAGAGCAGGAGGCAUGCAAGUUUCCUCCUGACUGCUCGGAUGGCAUAUAGAUGACCCACUUCUCUGCCCUGCCAGUUGUAGCCCUCACCGCUGAUAUGUGGGGCUUGUUUCCCUUUUUUGUCCCUGCCAGCAAAUGUAAGACGCAAACACAUGAAUACACAAACAGCUCUGGUCAGCUAAAUACCAAUAUUAAUUUAUUUAAUGUCUGUUUAGCUUUUAAUCUUGAAAAAAGGGCUUAAUCUGCAAACUGAAACUCCUAAAAGCAGAGAAAAAUGCUGAAUUUUGCAUCAAGGGAGGUCAAAAUAUAAGUAAAAAGGUUAUUUAUGUAAACAUAGUAUAGCGACAGCAGGAAACAAACAAAGAUGUUACAAAAUCUGCUCGGGAGCUCUGUAACUUUGCUAUGUAAAUGGCCAGGUUUUUACUUUAAAAUGUUGCAAACAUCUUGCAAGCUUACCAACUUCCUGUGUUUUGCCUCUAACCAAAGAAAUAAUUAGCAUGCAAGUCUCACCAGUUCAUGUUUUUCACAAAGAUCAGUAAGCUGCUGCUAUUUCAGUGUAUUAGUGUCUCCUGACUGUCAACUGUACAAAAAUACCCAUCCAUCAAACUUGAUCCAAGCCGCAUUUCUUAAGGAUAUUCUGUCCAUUUCAUUAUUACAAAACAGAAACAUUUUAAGAUUUAACUCAGUUCUUUGAUUUGCGUGAUAUUUCUACCAAAACUUAAAAGGAAUAGUUCGACAUUUAGCAAAACAUGCUAUUUUGUUAAUGGCAAGAAUUAGAUCAAUACAACUCUCAUGUCUGUAUGCUAACUUUCCAGCUGUUAGCUUAGCUUAGCAUGAUGGGAAAUAGCAUGGCUCGGUCAAAAGGUAACACAAUAUACCUACUAGCACUUCCAAAGCUAAAUUACCAGCACAAUAUCUCUUUUGUUUUAUGCGUACAAACCAAAGUAUACAAAUUACAAAUUGUGGCUUGCCAGGGAGUGUUUACUCUUUUAGUGUUUAGCUAAGUUAGCCCUCUUGUUGUAUAUCCAACCCAGUGUCGCAGCAUUUCGUGUUAUAGUCACAACAUGUAAUCUAUUGAUUCGUGUUCACCAACACGAUUUCCCCAUUGUUUU